Molecule: messenger RNA, 1748 nt
Organism: Hibiscus syriacus
Lineage: Eukaryota; Viridiplantae; Streptophyta; Magnoliopsida; Malvales; Malvaceae
Product: deoxynucleoside triphosphate triphosphohydrolase SAMHD1 homolog
Exons: 19
Coding region: 218-1630 (470 amino acids)
Biological process (GO): dGTP catabolic process
Cellular component (GO): nucleus
Molecular function (GO): dGTPase activity
Source: RefSeq, a predicted model, not a curated record
UUUCACUCUCUCGCUUCUCAUCUCAUAAUUUUCCAACUAAGAAGCCGGUAGUCAUCUAUCUCCCUCUCGCUGUUUGAAACCUUAGCACAGCUCAAAUAAAACGAAUUUGAAACUCGGAGAUUUUGAUUUUUUUCGUGCUUUUUUUUAAAGCCGUUUCACAGUUUUAUGAACUCUGUUUUUCUCUGUUUGGAAAUUUGCGUUUCCUCUGUGAAAAAGAAUGGGAACGAGUUGGAACGAAGAAGUGACGAGCUGCUACUCAUUGUGCUGCCGGGAUCGACGAUCGUCCAAGCACAUCCGCGACAACGUUCACGGCAACAUCUACCUUGAUAAGUUUUUCUUAAAGUUUGUUGACACGGAGCAGUUUCAAAGACUUCGCGAUCUAAAGCAACUUGGUCUGUCGCACAUGGUGUACCCAGGAGCUGUUCAUUCUCGCUUUGAGCAUUCGCUGGGAGUUUAUUGGCUUGCUGAUGAAGCUGUUCAUACAAUUAAAGCUCACCAAGGUUCGGAGAUCAGCAUUGAGCGUAAUGAUAUCAACACAGUAAAGCUUGCUGGACUAUUGCAUGAUGUUGGACAUGGACCAUUUAGCCAUCUGUUUGAGCGCGAGUUUCUUCCCCGGGUGCUUAAUGGAUCUGAAUGGUCUCAUGAGGACAUGUCAGUGAAGGUGAUUGAUUACAUUGUUGAUGAGCACAACAUUGAAAUAGAUGCUGCAAUGCUUAAGAAUGUGAAGGACAUGGUACUUGCUAGCUCAGCAAAUUCUUUUCAAAAUACUGUGAACGAAAAGCGUUUUCUAUACGAUAUUGUUGCAAAUGGUAGAAAUGGAAUAGAUGUUGAUAAAUUUGACUAUAUUGAACGCGACUCUCGUGCUUGUGACCUUGGCUUCAAUUUUCAGUUUCAGAGGUUAAUGGAAACGAUGAGAGUGAUGGAAGACGAGAUAUGCUACCGGGCGAAGGAUUAUCUGACUGUCCACAAGUUAUUUGCUACUCGAGCUGAUUUACAUAGAACAGUUUACACACAUGCUAAAGUAAAGGCAAUAGAACUCAUGGUUGUAGAUGCUUUAACAUUAGCAAAUGGUGAACUGAGUAUAUCGGCAUCAAUCCAUGAGCCAGCUGAAUUUUGGAAGUUAGAUGAUUCAAUAGUAAAACAAAUUGAAACCUCUGAUAAACAAGAGCUGAAGAAAGCGAGAGAUCUGGUCUGGCGCAUCCGGAAAAGAGACCUAUACCAGUUCUGUAAUGAGUAUAUUGUUCCAAAGGACAAGCAAGAGCAUUUCAAGUCCAUCACUCCUCAAGAUAUUGUUUGUUCUCAGAAAAAUGGUGACCCCCCAUUGAAAGAGGAAGAUAUUGCUGUGAGCAUUGUGAAAAUUGACCUGACUCGCGGGAGGAAUAACCCUCUCGAAAGCAUCAAGUUUUUCCAGGAUUACGAGACUGAUUUCAAAUUUCCUAUACGAGAUGAGCUCAUAAGUCACCUGCUGCCUUCAUUUUAUCAAGAUAUGAUUGUCAGAGUAUACUCCAAGAAAUCUGAACUGGUAGGAGCAGUUUCUAAGGCCUUUGAAAAUUAUCAGCUAAAGACAUAUGGAAGGAAAGCACAAGUUCAUGAUACCCCUGAGAAGAAGAAAAGCCGGCUUAGAUAUUAAUCACACACUACCUUCAUAUAUACAAAUACAAUAUUAUACUCGGUUUACUAAUUUACAAUACUCGUAUGGCUUGACCGAGUAAUUUCCUAAACCACAUUUUAAUACUAAGAAACUGGCU